Vigna angularis (adzuki bean) is the source of this 3320-nucleotide messenger RNA. RefSeq lists its product as uncharacterized. Gene Ontology annotation, cellular component: nucleus. The record is from RefSeq and is a predicted model, not a curated record. The coding region runs from base 269 to 3166 and encodes 965 amino acids. The transcript is spliced from 4 exons. NCBI's taxonomy places the organism in Eukaryota, Viridiplantae, Streptophyta, Magnoliopsida, Fabales, Fabaceae. Gene Ontology annotation, molecular function: transcription corepressor activity.
GAUCUGAUAAUAGUGGAAGAAACUUUUCUUGAUUUCAUAGUUUAACCUCGGAAAUUUUCCAUUCUUUAUUAUUCUUCUUCUUCUCUCUCUUUCUCUCUCCCUCUCUCUAGUUACGGACGCUGGUUUGCUGUCAUGAAAAAAGAGCUAUUUCUUACCAAGGUACCAAGGAAACAAGAAACACGUUGAAAAUCGAGGUUUAUUCCGAGACCCAUUUCCCCAGGUCGAUUUUUGCACGUGGGUCAUCAACCUUCAAGCCUAUUUCCUCAAGAUGGAUUCUCGUUGCUUUGAUGACUACAAAGAAGACGGUGAAGGUAGAUAUGCUGAAGGAUUUGAAGACAAAUUUGGAGAUCCAGAAGUGCAGCCUCGCGUUGGGGAGGAAUAUCAAGCGGAAAUUCCUCCAUUGAUUUCAGCACCUUAUCGUUCUCUGCUUGUAAAGAAGACAAGAGAUUCAGAAAUCACGGUCAACUUGCAAGAGUGUAUUUCACUAGGGCUUCCCAUUCCUCUUAAGUGGGGACAUUGCGAAUUUGAAAGUAGUUCUGGUUACGGGAGUUUAGGAUCUAUCAGAAGCGAAGUGGGGCCAGCUAUUUCCGAGAAUGAAUGUUCGGAAACUAAAGUGGAACUUUACGCUGCUUCACGAGGUGAAGAGAUACAUAUAGGAGGGUUCUCAAAUUUUGAACCAUCUUCUAAAAGUGCUGAGAAGGAUAAGAUGAGAGGGAAGUAUCUUCUCCCUGGAUUGUUGGACGAUCAAUCUUGGACAAAUACUGAAUAUAGCAGUUUUCUUCUUGGCCUCUAUGUCUUUGGGAAGAAGCUUAAUUUUUUGAAGAGAUUUGUUGGGAGUAAAAGUAUGGGAGACAUAUUGUCUUUGUAUUACGGAAAGUUUUUUAAGUCUAAAGAAUAUUGUAGAUGGGCAGAGUGCCGAAAGUUGAGAACUAAGCGCUGUAUAUAUGGCCGGAAAAUAUUCACAGGAUGGAGGCAACAAGAAUUGCUGUCAAGAUUAUUUUCGUACUUGCCAAGGGAGUGUCACACUAGAUUGCUUGAGAUUUCAAGGAAUUUUGGGGAGGGAAAGAUGCCUUUUGAAGAAUAUGUGUUUUCUUUAAAGGAUGCAGUUGGCAUUGACUUGCUUAUAGCUGCAGUAGGUAUUGGAAAAGGGAAGCAAGAUCUCACUGGCACUGCUGUUGAGCCAACAAAGACGAAUCACAUCUUCUCUGUUCGCCCUGAAAUACCAAUUGGCAAAGCUUGCUCCUCUCUUACAUCUGCAGAUAUAAUCAAGUUUCUCACAGGAGAUUUUAGGUUGAGUAAAGCUCGAUCCAGUGAUCUCUUCUGGGAAGCUGUUUGGCCUCGUCUUUUAGCAAAAGGCUGGCAUUCUGAACAGCCUAAAGAUGUUUCUGGAUCAAAGCAGUCUUUGGUUUUUCUUGUACCGGAUAUUAAGAAAUUUUCAAGAAGGAAACUGGUAAAAGGUAACCACUACUUUGAUUCUAUAAGUGAUGUGUUGAAUAAAGUAGCAUCUGACCCUGGACUUCUUGAGACUGAAAGUCAAGCAACUGAGUGCAGUGUAGAUAGGGAAAAAACUCCUGACAAACGAGACCUGGAGGGGGUGUCAUGUGGGGAACAAGCUCAGUACCUUCAAUCUCAUCGUUCAAAGUGCAAUCAAGAUGUCAGGAAAUUUACAAUUGUAGAUACCAGCAUGGUUCAUGAUAUGAAUCAACGUAAUGUCAUACAGAUGAGAAGCUUACCUUCUGAAACUACAAAUAUAUCUACCAUCUCAAGCUGCUCUAGUGAAUCUGAGAAAGAUACAUCUUACGAAUCAAAAGAUCAGGUUCGACAAUAUAGAGCUUUGAAUGCUAUCAAGGGUCAUGUUGAGCAAGAUAAUGCUUCAAGUGCUAUUGAAAACCAGGUUGAAAAAUCUCAUGUGUCAAGCUCUAUUGAUGAAUGGGUCGAACAAGCUCAUGCUUCAAGCCAUAUUGAAGACCGGGUUGAACAAGCUCAUGCUUUGAGCCCUAUUAAAGAUCGAGUUGAACAAGCUCAUGCUUCAAGCCUUAUUGAUGAUCGGGUUGAACAAGCUCAUGCUUCAAGCCUUAUUGACGAUCGGGUUGAACAAGCUCACGCUUCAGGCCCUAUAAAAGAUCGGAUUGAACAAGCUCAUGCAUCAAGCUCUGUUGAAGAUCAAUUUAAACAAGCUAACUCUUUCUAUCCUAUUCAAGGUCAGGUUGAACAAGGUAAUUCCUCCAACCCUAUUGAAGAAUUCUCUUAUAAGGGGUUGUGUAUAGACUCAUCAAAUUGUACUUGCGUUCCUGAGGCCCUCAGCAUCAAUAAAGACGGAAAAUAUCAUAGAUUUCAUUCUGAUUUGCAUAAUGGUGAGCAUUUAAGGGAGAUCAAUGAGCAUUCCCAUACACAAAAGAUGACAACCGAUUGCACAAUUCCCUGCAUCACGGCAAUGCAGAAGUUAAGAGCUUGUAACCAUCAAGAAAAUAGUCACUGCACUAAAAGUACUUCUGUGGAUAGAAACUUUGAUUUAAAUGAACCAAUCUCACCAUCAAAUCUGCAAGAAGCAUCUGAGGACAUGGUUUUUUCUAUGGGUUCUGGAAAUUUGUCUUUACCAAAUUAUCUGGCUAAAGGCAGUCCGUCGAACAUUAGCCAUGAAGGUAGUGUCAGCGAGAACCGCCUGGUUAGAGAAGAGUCUGCAGAAAAUUCUGAAACCAGGAUGUUGAUUGACUUGAAUUUUCCUCAAGUUGCCCCUGAUUUAGGACUUGAAAUGGAAAUACCAUCCUCUGGGGUAACAGUGCAAAAUGACAAUCAAUUUGCAAAUGCAUCAUCUUCUCCAUCUGAGAUAACACAAUUCAAUGCCACACAGGAGUUUCCUGAUGGAAACAACGAGCAGCAGUCUAUCCUUGUCAACCGUCGUCAGAGCACUAGGAACCGACCGUUGACCACAAAAGCAUUGGAAGCACUUGAGUACAGAUUUAUCAACUCAAAGAGGAAAAGAAAGAACACAGAAUGUUCAGACAAUAAUCCAAAGUCCAAGUGUGUUCGUGUAAGUAGCGACACAAUUGUUAGUGGCACCUGUGAUGAUGGCAUUGAGGAUUCUAUGGUGGACACAAGAGCAGAGGAGGAGAAUAUUAUCCAGGCAUAUAGUUAUGGCAUCGAUCUUAAUAGGGGCCCUCCGUAAUUUGUGUAAAAGGUUAGGCUAACUUCUUCUUCAGGGGCCAUCCAUUUCAUAAAUAUUUCUAGUCUUCACUCUAAACUGCUUAUAAUUUCAUUGUUUCAAAUGUAUCCAUAAAUCAUAAAUAUACAUGAAGAUCAAAGUCAUCUGUCCAUAUUCA